Molecule: messenger RNA, 3791 nt
Organism: Osmerus eperlanus (European smelt)
Lineage: Eukaryota; Metazoa; Chordata; Actinopteri; Osmeriformes; Osmeridae
Product: tripartite motif-containing protein 55-like
Exons: 11
Coding region: 476-2704 (742 amino acids)
Biological process (GO): neuron migration; axonogenesis; microtubule bundle formation
Cellular component (GO): main axon
Molecular function (GO): zinc ion binding
Source: RefSeq, a predicted model, not a curated record
CAGAGGACGGGGUACUGAGGAUCUGCGUCCAGACCACCAGUACAGGUACUGAAGAGCAGCUACAUGACUACAGAGAGAGGGUGACUGAACACAGGAUUGAGGUCGGAGAGAGAGAAUGAGAAGAGAAGGAAGUGCAGCCCCAGGAGACGACCAAAGUACCACAGUCCUGCGGUCCUGGGAGCUCAGAUCAACACUGCCCUCUCCUGAGAGGGGGGUUAUGUACUGAAUGCUUCACUGACGAUCUGGAAGGAUAGCCUGGAGACAGACUGUUUCCACUACAAAAAACGUGGAUAAUCUUACUGGUAUUCCACCUUGACAAGCAAACUGACCGUCUGGUAGCAAGACAGGCAGACUGAUAAACGGACAGAUUGGUGACAAGGCAGGUUAGGAGGCAGAAAGGCAAAGAGGCAGACCGACAUACAGGCAGACAGACAAAACUAUUUUACUUCCAGGCGUCCAGGUAGCCAGGCCAAGGAUGAGCAUGUCUGUUCCGCUGGAGCUGAGCUCCAUUCAGAGAGACCAGCAGGCUCUGGACACCCUGGAAAAGCAGCUCAUCUGCCCCAUCUGUCUGGAGGUCUUCACCAAACCUGUGGUCAUCCUGCCCUGCCAGCACAACCUGUGUCGCAAGUGUGCCAACGACCUCUACCAGCCCUCUCUGUUUCAGACCCGCAGCAACAUGGUGGGGCGUUUCCGCUGCCCCUCCUGCCGACAGGAAGUGGUGCUAGAUCGCCAUGGAGUCUAUGGCCUACAGCGCAACCUGCUGGUGGAGAAUAUUAUCGACGCGUACAAGCAGGAGGCCACUAGCUUUCGCCCGCCUCCCAAGUCCUCAGACCAUGUGACCUGCGAGGAGCACGAAGGUGAGAGGGUGAACAUCUUUUGCCUCAGUUGCCAAAAGCCGACCUGCUCCCUCUGCAAGGUGUUCGGCGCCCACAAGGCCUGCCAGGUGGCACCGCUGCCAGAGGUGUACCAGCAGCAGAAGUCGGAGCUGACUGAUGGCAUCAGCUCGCUGGUGUCAGUAAACAGCCGGGUCCAGGCUUCCAUAAGUGAGCUAGAGGAGACCUGUAGAAACAUUGAGGAGAACUGCAAGACACAGAAGCGGGCCCUGUGCGACAAGUUCGACCGCAUGUACGCCAUCUUGGAGGAGAGGCGAAACAUCAUGACGCAGCGAAUCAGCUACGAGCAGGAGGAGAAGAUGGGGUGCACUCAGGAACUGCUGCGCUCCAAUGGGGAGAACGUCGAAGCCAACACUAAACUGGUGGAGACGGCUCUAAGGAUCAUGGAGGAGCCUGAGAUGGCUGCCUUCGUGGAGAGUUCCAGAGCGCUAAUUGAGAAGGUGCUAGAAGCGACCAAGUCCACUACGAUUCAGACCCUGGAGCCAGGCUAUGAAAACAUGGACCACUACAAGGUGGACUUCAAUGCAGAGGAAAGGACUCUCUACCAACUGGACUUUGAAGUUGAGGAGGAGGUUCCAGAGGAGCCAGAACCAGAACUUGAACCAGAGCCAGAGCCAGAACCAGAACUUGAACAAGUAAUAGAACCCUUUCCAGUUCCAGAGCCUGUUUUGGAAUCCGUAUUGGUUCUAGAACCACCACCAGUGUGGGUCCCAGUGUCCAGCCUGGUUGUGAGUCCAGAGGAGACUGAGGUCAGACUGAAGUCUGAAGAAUGGAGUCUGAAGGACCCUGGAGCUGAUUAUAAAGACGAGGAGAAGAUAGAGGAGGAAGAGGAGGAAGAGGAGAAGGUCAGGGGGCAGGCAGAAGGAUGUGUUGCAGACCCUUAUAAAGAAAACCUGUGUGAAGCUGAUGGGAUGAACAUACAGCAGACUGAGCCAGAGUGGGGGCAGCAGGGUGAACCUGAUUCAGGUGCCUGGGCAGCCCAGGGAACGGCGAUGAGUGGGGCCAGAGAAGAGGAAACUAGGUUUUACCCCAGCUGGUACUCUCCCAACGGCUGGCACAGGCUUAGCCCCAGUCCAGCUGCCAAAACAAAGCCACUGGCAGUACCAUAUAACACCCCCCAACUAAAUAAGGGACCCCAACCCCCAUUUCAGCCCCAGCCCCUCUCCCUACCCCAGUACCAGCCCCUUCAACUUCAGCCUCAGCAGUUGUCUCUAUCCCAGCAGCCCCCACCCAUACCCACACCUCGCUGGUUGGAAGCUAGUUUCGCCACGUCUCCCCCUGUUGACCAGGCCAGUCUGUUAGCAGGAGGGCUGGGGUCUACAUCCACAGGAGGUCACCAGGGGUGUGUGUCCCAGGCUGGGGUUGAGGGAGAUAGCCCUGGACUAGGAGUGAGUGUCACCCAAGUUAGGGAGGGCGUCCCUGGGCUGGAGGAGAGUGCUGUCGGCAGGGUUGGCAGUGGGCCCUCCACCCCACAGCAGGUCAGUCUGAUCCAGAAAGGUCGCCGUCACAGCCUCCAUCACCAUCCAAGCAGCCAUUUCCUGCCCCGUGUGUCCCACGCUGCUGCUGAUGUGUCCUCCACUUCCUCCUCCUCAUGUCACCCUUGCGUCAUGGCCGCCGCUGCCCCACCUCGCUCAGUCACCCUCGUCACCAUGUGUCUCUGUGUCACUGCUCUCUCUGUCUGUCACAGGGAAGGGAUCUUCUACGCCAUGUCUGAAACUGUCAUCUUCAUCUAUAGAAAACACUCUUUAGGUUUUGUUGUGUAUGUUUGGUUAAGGGGUAGUGAAAUAUACAUAUGGACAAGUGCAGUAUAAUCAGGUACACCUAUGGGGAUGCAAUAAACAUGUUGGUAAAGUGAAAACUGCACAUGUUAUCCAGACCAUAAUGUCUCCUAUGAGCCAGCUCUUCCAGGCUAGGUGACCAGUGAGAAGGACUGUCCCUAUCAGCUCUUAUCGUCUGUUGCCCGGACUACCGGUGAUCACACGAGUGAUCCUUCCAUCCGUGUCCCCCGGUCCACUUUUGCCAUUCUGAGGCUUGUUUUCCCGUCCCCCCCCAUCUCUCCCCAGGCGGUCACCCUCUUCUUCUACCUGGUGGUGCUCCUGGUCAUCCUGCAGAGGGUCUGGGCUUGUAUCGGCUGCUUCAUAUGUAUAUAACAGAGCAGGCCGCUCUCCCUGGGGUCCACACUCAGGAACCAUCAGAGUCAGCCCCUCUCAGUGGCACCCCAGGAGGACGGGAGAGGGGCGGAGCAGAACACACACACAAACUUCUUUACCCCAGACUCUACUGCCCCCUGGUGGAUGGAUGUAUAAAGUCAGGGAGUCAGGCAGGCAGGCAGGCAGGCAGGCAGAUUGGAUCUGGGUUGGGGAAUAACAGUCCCACAGGCCCCUCCCCCGCGACCCCCGCUGGUGGGAUACAGACCCCCGUUCGCCUCAGCGAGACCCCGCCUCGUCUCAGUUUCUCCUUCUCCUGGCUCAAUGCCCUCUCCAAGAAGAAAAAGUAAGCGGAGGCCCCACAGCCCAGUUGGAGGUCAAACUCGCCUCCUGGUUUUAAGGGAAAUAAGCAGACCUGAGUCCGCCCGUACCGUACAUAUCCAGUCUCAAUCCCCUUCACACGAAUUUGAAUCGAAAGAAUUCGCACGUCUUAAUUGCUAUAGUUGUAUUUUUAAUGGUAGAGGUUUGUGAAAGAGUUGAGUUUGAUUGCAUAUGUCUCAAGGACUUUGUCUUUUUUAUUUUAUGAAUUUGAUUGUAAUGUGACUGCAUUUUAUCUACAGGCCUAUUUUACUGAAGAGAAUGUAGCCUACUGUAAAAACAGAAUAUUGUAUGUUUGGUGAAGGACUUGGACAUAUUAUUGCAUGAACGUUUCUGCACUUUAUUAAAAUUGAAUAAAACACGUGAAGUACUG